Vespa crabro (European hornet) is the source of this 7694-nucleotide messenger RNA. It is a transcript of the gene ChT, whose product is annotated as high-affinity choline transporter 1. The transcript has 8 exons. Gene Ontology annotation, cellular component: plasma membrane. The coding region runs from base 860 to 2644 and encodes 594 amino acids. Gene Ontology annotation, biological process: choline transport; transmembrane transport; acetylcholine biosynthetic process. Gene Ontology annotation, molecular function: choline:sodium symporter activity. The record is from RefSeq and is a predicted model, not a curated record. NCBI's taxonomy places the organism in Eukaryota, Metazoa, Arthropoda, Insecta, Hymenoptera, Vespidae.
GGUCCUCGACAGGCAGAGAGACACCGACCGUUCAGUACGGAGUGGCCUCCACAACCGACAGGGACGUCGUUUUGCCACCACCGACGACGACGACGACGACGACGACGACGACGACGACGACGACAACGACGGCGACGGCGACGGCGACAAGAACGAGGGAGGUACAUGCGCCUCCCGUCGUCCAUUAUUUCUCUCUCUCUCUCUCUCUCUCCCUCUCUCUCUUUCUCUCUCUUUCUCUCUCUUUCUCUCUUCCUUUUUGUCUAACAUCAAAGUUAUAUCAAAAUCAAUAAAGAUAUAUCGUGACAAGUGUUCGAUAAGUAUAACGAUGAGACAGUGUUGAGAUUCUUGGUAGCGGAGUAUUUAUUUAGUAGUAGUGAUAGUCGGAAGAACGUUCGUCAGUAGUGUUGAAAGACAACGGGGGUGAUUUUUAGACAAAGUGCCGUUGUACCGAUCGAUCGUGAUCGGUGGCGGUACCAAAGGCAAGUCUCGGAAGGCCGAAGAGAAAGAACGGCAGAGAAGUAGCGGACUUGGUGAAUCGAGUAAAAAUCGAUGGCCAUCAGCGCCCAUGGGCGGCCUCGCGUUUAGGACAAGGAACAGCCCCUCCCAGAAGACCUCGCUCCGGUGGGGUGACUGCUGCCCCCCAAACCCCAAUCCGCCGUCGUCGUCGGCCCUUUGGAAGAACCGCCAACGGGACAUGCCGCCGGUACCCGUUUGAGGCUGUCCCCCGUUGCUGCGUGAUUGUACUCCACGGGGUCUUCAGAGAUAUCCAAACGUUCCGAAAUUGGAUCGGUCACCAAAUCUCUGGGACCUCCGUUUCCGUCAGCUCGAACACACGCCGCUGGAACCGUACUCCCCGAAGAUGAUCAACAUCGCUGGCCUGAUCUCGAUCAUAUUGUUUUACGCGUUGAUACUUGGCGUUGGAAUAUGGGCAGCAAGAAAGAAAGAGUCUGGAAACGAUUCCGAGGAGGAGGUCAUGUUAGCUGGCCGUUCAAUCGGCUUGUUUGUUGGAAUUUUUACAAUGACAGCAACAUGGGUAGGUGGAGGAUACAUCAACGGUACAGCAGAGGCAAUUUACACGAGAGGUUUGGUCUGGUGUCAGGCACCAUUUGGAUACGCUCUAAGUCUUAUUUUUGGUGGCAUAUUCUUUGCAAACAAGAUGCGACAACAGGGGUACAUCACGAUGCUGGAUCCGCUUCAAGAUGCAUUCGGGGAACGAAUGGGUGGUCUUCUAUUUCUUCCUGCCCUAUGCGGCGAGGUAUUCUGGGCAGCUGGGAUCCUAGCUGCUUUGGGUGCCACGUUAGCUGUCAUCAUCGAUAUGGACCAGGGUGCCUCCGUCAUUCUAAGCGCCUGCAUCGCAGUUUUUUACACUCUAUUCGGCGGCCUCUACUCCGUCGCUUAUACCGACGUCAUCCAACUUUUCUGCAUUUUCAUCGGACUGUGGAUGUGCAUCCCGUUUGCCUGGGCCAAUCCAAAGGUAGAGUCACUUAGUUCCAUGGAGGUCGAUUGGAUCGGCGAGGUCAAACCCGAGGAGUAUUUUUAUUACGUAGAUUACGGGUUAUUAUUGAUAUUUGGUGGCAUACCUUGGCAAGUUUAUUUCCAGAGAGUACUUUCAUCAAAAACAGCAGGAAGAGCUCAACUUUUGAGUUACGUUGCAGCUGUGGGAUGCAUACUCAUGGCUAUUCCUCCUGUUCUCAUUGGAGCAAUCGCUAAAGCAACACCUUGGAAUGAAACAGGUUAUCACGGGCCAUAUCCAUUGACGGAAACCGAAACAAGUAUGAUUCUACCAAUGGUCUUGCAAUAUCUUACGCCAGACUUUGUUUCCUUUUUUGGAUUGGGUGCUGUAUCGGCAGCUGUUAUGUCAUCGGCAGACAGUAGUAUCCUAUCUGCCAGUUCGAUGUUCGCUAGAAACGUUUAUAAGUUGAUCUUCCGGCAGCGAGCAUCGGAGAUGGAGAUCAUUUGGGUAAUGAGAGCAGGCAUAGGAGUAGUUGGUGUUCUCAGUACGGUGAUGGCUUUGACGAUACCUUCUAUCUAUGGGUUAUGGUCGAUGUGUUCCGACUUGGUUUACGUUAUCCUCUUCCCUCAACUCCUAAUGGUCGUCCAUUUUAAGGAGUACUGCAAUACUUAUGGCAGCUUAUCAGCUUACAUAAUAGCAUUCAUGGUGAGGAUCAGUGGUGGUGAACCAUUGAUGAGUUUGCCAGCAUUGAUCCAUUAUCCUUGGUACGAUGAGGAAACCAAAACUCAGAUGUUCCCAUUCAGAACAAUGGCGAUGUUACUUUCCUUGGUGACAUUGGUUGCCGUCUCGUACGGUACGCAGGUUGCCUUUGAAACUGGUAGAUUGGCACCUGGAUACGACGUCUUUAGGUGUGUGGUAAACAUACCAGAAGACGUCGAACGUGUUGGACCAGAUCCAGCAGAAGGUGAACAAAUGGCAGUCCUUGCCGCAGGAGCUGGAAAGCUCUAUGGUAGCAAGGACGAAUCACACGGUCGAGUGAAUCCUGCGCUCGAGCCGGACUACGACAUGGAGCCGGGUUAUAAGGCUGUCGGGUCACCUGAGGGGAUCGUCGAUGGCGGUGGAGGUGGGGGACAGUUAGGUCUUCAUGGACCUAAUGUACCUCGUCAACCACAAUCCAGCACCGCGUUCUAAUUCCUGGUUUCAUGAUCGGAUGCUGUGACCAACAAUAAGUGUGGCGGUGCGGGUACGUCUCUCUCUCUCUCUUUCUCUCUCUCUCUCUCUCUCUCUCUCUGUCUCUGUCUCUCUUUCUCUCUCACUAACUUUUCCUAUAUAAAUCCAUAUUUCUUUGUAUCUAUCUCUCUUCAGUAAUAUGCAUUAUAUUUUUUAUUAUUCUCUUUCUCUUUCGCUCUCUCUUUCUCUCUUUCUCAUUAUCCUUAUAUCUCAAAAAGCAUCGUCAAAAAGUGUUAGUUGCAUUCUAAGUCGGUACAACGAAUCCGUACAAAUAUUCCGUUCACAAUCCUACUUCAAGGCAUUUAGACGUCUACAUACACGUUAUCGAGACUUCUUAUUGUUAUUGUUGAAACGAUUAUUUCUCAGAUGAGAAGAUACAUGAGAACGUGCUUUUGACCGUCCAGGUGAAAAAAAGAAAAUGUGUCUAGAAACAAAAAGAAAAAAAAAAAAUGAAAAAAAAAAAAACGAAAAUAUAAUGAAAGCAAAAAGAAUAUUAAGCAAUAAUAUCUUAGAGAUCAUGCGAUAUCUUUUACUCUCUCUCUCUCUCUCUCUCUCUCUCUCUCUCUUUCCCUUUCUAUCUCUUUCUCUCUCUUUCUCUCUCUUUCUUUUUUUCUCUGGUGUAUAUACAUGUUUUUGAUAAACAAACAAAAAGAAGAAUCUCUUCUUCGACAGUAUUUUUUUUUUUUUUUAAUCGGAUCAAGUUCAAGGUAGACCGAUCAUUUCUAUAAAAAGAAAAGAACAAAAACAAAAACAAAAAGAACAAUCUCUUACUCUCUCUCUCUCUCUCUCUCUCUCUUUUUCUCUUUCAAAAUCGAUAAAUUUCAAUCGAUCCCACGGUGCUAGAUUCGUGUCACGUCGUGAAUUCACCAAACGAAUAAUACAUAAGGCAAAUGAUACGAAAGAAGUAAGUUCUCGGUCAUUGUUCUCUUGAAACGGAACUCACGAGGUUCCCGAAUGAGAGAAAGACAAAGAGUGAAAUCAAAUUAGAUGAAAAAGAUCAAGAUCAUCGUUGUUCCUUGAACUGUCACGAUGUAUUAUUAUGGCUUGCUUUACGAACCCGUACCGCCGCCUAUUAGGCCUAGUAAUUUUUUCAUUUUUAUUUUGUGAUAUAUACAUAUAUGUAUAAUAUAUAUAUAUAUAUAUAUAUAUAUAUAUAUAUAUAUAUAUAUAUAUAUAUAUAUAUAUAUAUAUAUAUAUAUAUAUAUAUAUAUAUACAGAUAUAUAAAUACACAUUACCAUACAUGAACACACACAAUAAGAGUAUAUAUAUAUAUAUUUAUAUAUAUAUAUAUAUAUAUAUAUAUAUAUAUAUAAAUUAUAUUAUAUUAUAUUAUAUAUAUAUUUAGAGUUUAAUGAUUACUAUUUGAAGAAGACUUAACAUCUGAAAGGUACGACCUAUCCGCUCGGCUUUUUCAUCGUGAAGGCUCUCACUAUAUAUUUUUAUAUACAUAUAUAUAUUAUAUAUAUAUGUAUAUAUGUAUAUAUGUAUUAGACAUAUAUAUAUAUAUAUAGGGAGAAGGAUGAGCCUGAUCGAUCGAUGUUCGUUAGGAAUUAAUUAGCGAAGCGCGAACGACCGCCGUAAAUUAAUAAAUAAUAGGAUAGAGAAAUUAUUAUCGAGUAACGUGUUCGCGAAGAUGUUUAGGGUGGCUUCGUAUUAGAUAAAGUCUCGUACUUGUCAUCAUCAUUACUGUUAUCCGUGUUUAAUCAUCUUACAGAAAAUUAAGAAAAGGAAAGAAAAAGAAAAAAAAGAGAAUGAGAGAGUGAGAGAGAGAGAGAGAGAGAGAAAGAGAGAGAGAGAGAGAAAGGAAAGAAAAGGAAAAAAAAAUAAAUAAAAUAAAAAAAGCUUUUGUACUCUUUGCGACCGAUCGUUAUUGUUGUUGUUCUUCCCUUGCUUCGCUCGAUUACGAAACAAACGUAACAUCUGAUUAGGGAGGAUGAUGAUUCAAUGUAAAAAUAUUCUCCCAAAUGAAUAUUAUUAUUAGAAAUUAACUAGGAGAUAUCGCGGUCGCGUUGUGUUAGAUCGUGUUACUUCGUGACCCUCUCCGUGAUUACGACGAUCGAUACGAUUACGUGAGAACGAGCAAUUUAUUACAUAUUAUUAUUUGUUAUUGUUGUUAUUAUAAUAAUAAUAAUAAUUAUACUUAUUAUUAUUAUUAUUAUUAUUAUUAUUAUUAUUAUUAUUAUUAUUAUUAAUAUUAUUGUUGUUAUUAUUAAAGAAAUGUUUAGCUGGCUCAUUAAUUAAUUUCAUCUAAUCUCUCGUUUUAUGAUCUUUUUUCAUCGGUAUCUUUUUUUCUGUUUUUUCUGUUUUUUUUUUUUUUUUUUUUUUUUUUUUUUUUUUUUUUUUUUUUAUCAACGCAAUGGAAUCUUUUUUCUAUCUCAUGAAAUAUAUUUUUAGCUAAUUAAUUAUUUCUAACGACAGAAAUACGAGAAUGGCUCUUUGAUCUAAUUUGAUGAUUAAAUAUCGUCGUUUCAUUCAUAUCGUCGUUUUCAUGCAUAUAAAUAGUGUCAAUCGGGCGGAUUGGUCGGCCUUCAGAUCCGUUGUGUUUCUUAUAUAGUAUAUAUAUACAUGUAUAAUAAUAUAUAAGAGUAAAAGAGUAUUAAUGACAUGCGAGAGAGCACACACGAGAGAAUGUUCAUUGAAGGAUCUAAGUUUUCAUCGGAUAUUUCUCUCCCCUUAUACAUAUAAUAUAUAUACGUUAUAUAUUAUAUAUAUAUAUAUAUAUAUAUAUAUAUAUAUAUAUAUAUAUAUAUAUGUAUAUACAUAUAUAUGUAUAUACAUAUACAUACAUGCAUGUAUAUCCAGUAUACUGAUGAAGAUGAAUUAAAAUGAUCACUGGUUGAUAAGUAAACGGUUUUCUAAUAACACGAUUAAAAUCAUUUUUUCGUUGAAAUUAAAAUCGUUCGGAGAUAUUAACAACGUGACACUUUAAAUACCUUCGUUAUGUAUACGCGUACAUAUGUAUAUAUGUAUAUAAAGAAAGUACGUGAAAAGACUAAUCGAAGAUCGUAAAUGUUAAUUAUUAUUAUUAUUUAUUAUCAUUAUUAUCAACAUCGUCAUCAUCAUCAUCAUCAUCAUUAUCAUAAUCAUCACCAUUAUUAUUAUUAAUAAUAAUAAUAAUAAUUACAAAUCAUUUAUUGCUAAUUUUGAUAAUGAGUUUUGUCGUAUCAUUGUUUUCAUAGAAUCGUUCCUAAAGAAAAAAAAAAAAAAAAAAAAAAAAAAAAAAAAAAAAAAAAAAGAAAAAAAAAAGAAAGAAAAAAAAAGAACAAAUUAAUUAAUAAAUACAAAAUACAUACGCAAAACAUGAAAGAAUAUACGAGAUAAGACAGGUACACAUACAAAUAUAAAAUAAAAAAAAAUGAUUAACUUGCGUAUUACAUGAUUUAUAAUCAAGAUCGAACUGAUAAAAUGAACAUUUAAUUGGCUGACAUUCGGGGUGAAAGAUUUAUCUUUUUAUUCGAUUAUGGAUAAACGAUCUUCUUUAAAAAAAAACAAAAAAAAACAAAAAAAAAACAGAAAGUAAAAGGAAAAGAAUAGGAGAAAGAAAAAAAAGGAAAAAAGAAUAUCUUAAAAAUAGCAAAAAUUAGCAGGUGUAAUUAGUUAGGCAGGUGUUAAGAGAAAAGUCUGCUACCUCGAUAAUAAAUUAGCAAAGAAAACUUUUCGAAUAAGAAGAAGAAGAAGAAGAAGAAGGAAAAGAAGAAGAAGAUGAAGAAGAAAACAAUUGUAUUGUGUGAAUAAAUCUCUAAAGAGGAAGCUAUGAAGAAGACUGCGACAUGAUUUAAGACUCUUUUCGAGUCUCAUAAAACUUUCGACUUAGUUGAGUUCCUUACUAUUAUUCUAAUGAGAAAGCAAACGUGAUGAUGAUUCAAAUAGUUAGUUAGUCAACGACAACAGACAAGCAGGAAGAUAGAGACUAGGAAAAGUAUAUAUACAGGUUGUUGACAAAUUUAUCUGUCAAAAACAGCUGAUCCACGGAAUUUCAUUAUAGUUCGAAACUUAUAACAUUAAGAAUUAAAAAUUACGAGACAUAAAAGUAUAUACAGGGCGUCGAUAAAUUUAUCUAUCUAAAUCAGCUGACUUUGACAAUUCUUUUGUCAAAGUCAAUUGACUUUAUUAAAUUUCAUUAUCAUUUGAUAAUUGAUUAGAAAAUAUUAUAAAAAAAAAAAGAAAAAAAAAAAAAGAAAAAGAAAUGAGACAGAAAGGUAUGGACGAGGAGACAUUGACAAAUUAUAUGUCAAAAUCAGCUGACUUUGACGAGUUUCAUAUUAAAAUUAGCUGAUUUAUCAAAUUUUAUUACCUUUUAAAAUGAAUUUAUCAUGAUAGAUAAGAAAUUAAUAGAGAAGAUUAAUAAAAGAGACAAUAUUUUUUAUACACCCUGUAUAUCUCUCUAACCGGUGUUCUCUUUUCUUCAUAAUCAUCGUCGUUGUUGCUUGUUGUUAUUAAUAUCACGGACGAUACUUUCACUCGGAUAUUAUAAAGUUAGCGAAGGAAGAAUUCGCUUUCUGAGUAUAUCUAUAUCGUUAUUUCGUUAUUUUUAUGAUCUAAGGAAGAAAAAAAAAAAAAAAAGAUAAUAAGAGUAGUGAAGCAGGGAGUUGGAUAUUAAUAACAAAUGAAAUGUUUCUACAAGCUCGAUAUUUUCAAUGAGGAAAUACAAUGUUUCUUUACGAUCGAACGAUCUUAUUUUUAUUAUUAUUAUUACUAUUAUUAUUAUUAUUAUUAUUAUUAUUUUUUAUUAUGAGAUUCCAAUGAAAGAAAGAAGAUCGUUUAUCUAUUUUAUCUAUCUAUUUAUUAUUUGCUUCUAUUUCUUUUUUUUUUCUUUUUUUUUUUUUCUUUUUCUAUGAUGAAACAUAGUUUCUAUUCAAUGAAAAAAAAAUUUCGAGAGAAACGUUGCCUCGAGUGUCGAUUUAACGACGUUUGUAAUUACGCCAAGUUUUUCGCGCGCGUAAUCUGCGACAUAUCAAUUAAGGUUUUUAGUCGUGCUGCUAAAAAAGAAAAAAAAAAAAGAAAAUAAAA